Messenger RNA from Echinostoma caproni, 705 nucleotides. The record is from the annotation of a GenBank genome assembly. NCBI's taxonomy places the organism in Eukaryota, Metazoa, Platyhelminthes, Trematoda, Plagiorchiida, Echinostomatidae.
AUAAACAGCUUGUAUGGUAUGGACGAGGCUAAUCGUUUGUCUGAAAGGAUCAAUCAAUUAAUGAAGCAACCAGGACGAAUCGACCGAAAACUAAAAGCCGCUAUCGAUCACUACGAGAAACGAAUUCAUCAGCUGAAAAGCAUUGCUCUACUUGAGGAUGAUUGCAGUCUUGCUGAGGUGUAUCGUGCCGCACUGGAUUUGGCGGACCGGACGUCACGGUUCCUUUCCUCGAUAGAUUCAGUUGAGAAGCGUUUCAACGAGCUAUCCACACCUAUCUGUGAUAUCUACCGCCAUGUGAAGCCCUAUAUCAAUGAAUGUGAGCAGGCCAAAACGGAGUUGCAUUUGAGUCAAUUGAAGGACUACAUUGCUUAUUACGAGUAUGGUUCGCAUUUGAUUUGUCCUUUAAAGUAUUCUCGUAGAUCAAACAUUGAUGCAGCUUGUCUCUUGGACGAUGACGAAGUACUGGUCGCCUCGAUCAGAGACUAUUUGCAAUUCGUCUAUCGUGAGGCACAGUCCAAUGAACAAAAGUUUGAAUUGCUUCUGGAAGAUAUGAGUUUUCCAAUUGUCCCAUCGGGUUAUUUGGAGAAAUCGGAUUCACAAACGUGGGAGGAUGAACAAUUACUAGGCUUUACCAAUGCUUUCAAGCUGCUUGCCGCAAUUGAAACCUCGUAUCCUUUGAUCAGUGAUUUGACUGCCACAUCCUAG